Messenger RNA from Kwoniella botswanensis, 1731 nucleotides. RefSeq lists its product as uncharacterized. Gene Ontology annotation, molecular function: DNA-binding transcription factor activity, RNA polymerase II-specific; DNA binding; zinc ion binding. Lineage: Eukaryota; Fungi; Basidiomycota; Tremellomycetes; Tremellales; Cryptococcaceae. Gene Ontology annotation, biological process: DNA-templated transcription; regulation of DNA-templated transcription. The transcript has 9 exons. The record is from RefSeq and is a predicted model, not a curated record. The coding region runs from base 1 to 1731 and encodes 576 amino acids.
AUGUCAUCUUCAUCCCAGCGCACCGGGCCAUCCAUGAUUGACAGCGACGCGACGACUUUGGGCAGACCCAAGACCAAGGCAUGCGACACAUGUCGAAUACGAAAAGUAAAAUGUACCUUCGCUCCUCCACUCCACACUGGUGAAUCAUCCACGAAACCGUGUAUAUUGUGCAAGAAACACGGAUUUGCAUGUACGUACGAGCGUAAAGCUAAGAAGGUCAUAGGUAGCUCGAGCGAGGAUCGCAGGACGAAUGACAUAGGAGUAAGGGCGCGACCGAUUGCACCUGUGUCGCGCAGACCUAAGGUACCAGAAGAUGCAGCAAUUGCUCUGACACAUAGUGCUCAAUCAGACAGAGAGCGACAGGAGAAUCAUAGGAAGGGCAAAAACGCGAUCCCGGAGGUCACGUCAAACCCCUUCGACGAGAUUUUACCGAGACAAUUGCUCCUCUCAGCCAUAUCUACUUUUUUCGAUCAUCUCUACUGCUUGACCCCACUCGUUCACAAGCCAACUUUUGUAGCGGAUUUGAAGUCUCGACGAGAAGAACAGCCAGAAAAUCAAGAAUGGGUAUCUUUGGUUCUAAUGUUGGUCGCGGCUACUCUCGUGCAAGCUCCUUGGGCAUUCCCUCAUCUUGAACGGAAGGAGAUAGAAAAAUUAGCUAAGAGCUGUUAUAGGAGAGGUAAAAUAUGGCUGGUGGAAGAUUUCAGGGAGAUCACUAUCGGAAGAUACUUGUUUGCUGAGUAUGCCCAUAGAGCAUGCAUGGUCUCAGCCCAUCUGCAAGAAAUCGGUAUGGCGGAGAUGUUUAGAGGAUCUUUAUGGGGAUUGAUUUUUAAAUUGAGGAUGCACGAGGAAAGUAGCUACGAAGGUCUUGAUCCUAUAGAAGGAGAGUUGCGGCGAAGGAUAUUCUGGCUGGCGUUUGGGCUGGACAAAGCACGCUGUGCUGUUCAUGCGGAUAUGGUCCAUGUGACCGGGGAGCAUUGCGCGGAUGUUCAGUUGCCCAAGGCUCUGGACGAUGAGCAUAUAUCAAGGACAGGAUACGUAACACCAUCCACUGAAGAAACCCCAAUACUUCUUGGGUUUUGCUAUGUCUCACGUAUAUUUGAGAUCCUUGGACAAGCACUAGAUCUCAGACGAAUAGACCGAAGAAGAAAUCCUACAGGUAUACAUCUUCAAAUGAGAUUAAACGAGGUCAAUGGGCUUUUGGAGAUGUGUGAAACUCUCAUGGAUGACUGUCCACCCGCUCUGCGGCUCAGUCAGUCAUUGGACCCUUCCCAAUCACAAGUGCAGAGUAGGAACUCGUUUCUGGUACAACAAGCCAACAUAUAUAUGACACAGCAAAUGACCAGACAACUGCUUAUGGAAUAUCGCGCUCAGCUUCGAGCUCUACAGCGCCACCAACAAUUGGAGGAUCUAGGCCAAGCUGGUAUGCCACUACAAGAUAUGCACUUGCAAUCUGGUCUAUCGGACGAGGAGAAGGAAUCCGUUUCCAGAGAUGUGCUCAAUGUUCUAGAAGCUAUACCGAUCCAAGCUUUAGCUGUCAACACUACUGGCGUCGUCAAUAAAGUUCGUUUCGUUGCAGUCAGCUUGUUAGACGGUCUUUCGGAGAAUGGAGCAGAAGGCGGAGAUGGGACUGGAGGAACAUCUCGGAGUCAGUACCAUCGCGAGUACCUUUGGAAAUUCUUAACUACUCUGGGCGAGAUAGAGGCUAUGAGCUCUUUGAAGGAGAUCGCAUGA